Messenger RNA from Conger conger (European conger), 985 nucleotides. RefSeq names its product CMP-N-acetylneuraminate-beta-galactosamide-alpha-2,3-sialyltransferase 1-like. The transcript has 3 exons. NCBI's taxonomy places the organism in Eukaryota, Metazoa, Chordata, Actinopteri, Anguilliformes, Congridae. Gene Ontology annotation, molecular function: beta-galactoside (CMP) alpha-2,3-sialyltransferase activity. The coding region runs from base 509 to 985 and encodes 158 amino acids. The record is from RefSeq and is a predicted model, not a curated record.
CUCUACUGUAGCCUCCAUUUAUCCGUACACUAUCAGCGCUACUGUGGCAUGAUGGACAUAUGGGUGACUAUGGAAUAACUGCAUAGGAUAUCAGUUUCUCAAGUGCGGGCAGCCCAAGAUCCAAAGUGGGUGAUUUCCAGCAGAGAGCAGCUUCACCAUCUCUUCACCACCUCAUUCAGUCAAAAAGAAGAAAGCUGGACCCCUCCCUCUAACAGGAAGCACAAGCUUGCACUUCGUUCCACAAACCGUCACAUUUUCCCUCCUAUUCAGAUGUCAGUUACUCACUAAUCUACGACUGUCAGUACCUCUCGUACUUGCAGUUUACCAGAUGAAAACCCCAAAGUGUAAACUCCAUGCCUUUACCUUUUGAGUGCAUCUGAGAAAAGAUGACAUUCCCUGCCUUAAUGUGUCAUGCACUUUGUUUCUGAUGCAAUCUCAAGCCUUCCAUUAAGGAAGCUCUCCCUCUUUUUUACAACUUUCCAGUCUGUAAACACAUUUCAUUUACAAAAUGGUGGACCUCAAGAAUCGGACAAGAAAGCUUUUGAUUGUGCUGUUCUGCAUCUGUGCCAUUAGCAUCAUUAUAUUCAGCUACAGCAGCACCUCAUCGUUACAACUUGCCAUCCGGCAGUCCGACAAACCCGUUUCCAAGGCACUGUGUGCCUGCCGCCAGUGCAUCUCUGUUGAGGAUGAAGACCCCUGGUUCAGGAAGCGCUUUAACACAUCAAUAUCGCCCUUCCUGUCACAGAAGAACGCCAUACUUUCUAAGGACACCUUUAAAUGGUGGCAGCGGCUAUUCCCCAAGGCAAACAAAGCCAACUACAGUGCUGUGGUGCAGAAACUAUUCCAGGUUGUCCCUGGGGAGGGACAUUACAACGACUCAGGGCCCAAUCGCUGCAGGACUUGCGCUGUAGUCGGGAAUUCUGGGAACCUCAAGAGAUCUGAUUAUGGAGUUCUCAUUGACUCCAAUGACUUCGUCAUAAGGUGA